GUCCGGAUAGAAAACGUGCCUGGGAUUGCAAGGGCUCGCUUUCGGCACACUUCUUUGAGAAUUAUUUAAGGCUUAGGAGUUUCUGUGAAAUGAAUAUUUGAUGUGGAGGACCUGAGUGUCUCCCGACGAGCCCAGAGCAACACUUCAGAGAACGACUGGGCUCCCUGGUGAGAACUGGACUCUGGUGCUGCCUUGCCAUUACGGUGCGGAAACGAUGGGACCAGGUCUGUCCCGUUUCACACGGUGUUAUGUAACAGACAUGGAAGGCAGAGCAUCGAGAUAGCACAAGCCACAGGGUUAAAGUCCCACCGGCUGCACUGAGUCUGACCAGAGAGGAUGGCUGCGUCCAUGUGGAGAAUGAAUGGGCUCUGGAGAAGGAUGGCUGGAGUUCUGGUGCUCUUUGCUCUAUUGCUCAGCAAUGAGGUGAUGUGUCAAGAUGAUGCAUCAACAGAUGCACCAACAGGUGCACCUGCAGCUGCAGACGCCAGUGCUGCGACAGAUGCUCCGGCCGCCCCUGCAGCUCCUGAUGCCUCUGCCGCCCCGGAUGCAGGUUCUUUACCUACUGAUGCUGCUGGUGGAGAUUCUGCUACUCCUGCUGUAGAUUUCCCAGCAACCAUUAUAAUGAUGUCACCAGGGGACAGUCUGGACGCAGGCAGCUCCGGCACCACUGCGGCCCCCACUGUCGAGGACAUUACGACCCCAGCUGUCCCAGUGGUGCCUGACGUGGUGUGUGUUGGAAAGGAGGACUUUCCGAGUACUUUUGUCCGGGCUGAGCUGGGAACACAUGAUUGUGAAGAGACUAAACGUACCAUAGAAAAUAACCCUGCAGUCUGGUGCCACAAGGAAAACUGUAAACCUAAUCUAAAAAUCUUCCAAGAUGGCAAAAACUUGCAGAUUGCCAGUGAUGAUGUUGACCCACAGACACUCCAGGGUGCACUCCAGGGUAAACAUUUGAAAGAGAAGCUGGGUGUGACAGCAACUGAGAUGCCAUCUUCAUCAUCAGGGUAUUCUGUAUUUGUGGGAAUACUGGUCACUGGUCUGCUUGCCGCACUUGCAAUUACUGUAGGUUACCUCAAAUGCCAGCGCAGGGGUGACACCAAGGGAGUGAAGUUGGCAGAGGAGGCCUAUCCAGUCGAUCAGGACAACCAGGGAAACACUCUUGUAUCUGUGGCCCCCCUCAACCCCCCUCCGGAAAACCCAGAGAAACCCAGCGUAAAUGGAGAGUCCCCGGAGGAAGUCAAGACCCAGCCUCCUCCCCCCACCAACGGCACCUCCACCACCAAGACAGCAGACACCGAGCUGUGAGAUCGUCUACAAAUAAUUGCAGCCCAGGAACCACCCCCACAAACACACACACACACACAAACACACACACACACACACACACACACACACACACACACACACACACACACACACACACAUGCCUAUGCAAACUCACCCCUCUUUCUGAAUUCACUCCUGCCCUAACCACAGAGAGUCCACAGCAAAGUGGACAUCAGGGACUACAACAAUUUCCUACAUCAACGCUCCUCUUGUUAUGGUCCUCUUGUCUCUCUCUUUGGCUACGUGCCUCAGUAAACAUCAGGAAAACUAGUCUGACGAUGACGAUGGUAGCGGUGAUGAGUGAUGUCGACAAUGACGAAGGCUCAGUCCCUGGGUUGUUGACGGCAGUCAGGCUGGAGAUGAGAGACAGGAGAUGGGCAGUUCUGGGUGGGAAGAGAGUGUAUUUUAGCAUUAGUCAGCACUGGUUCCCAUGAUGACUGUGGCCUCUGGAGUCACAGCCAUGUGCUGUCAACACUCCGCAGGGUCUCUGCAUGUCAUCAGGUUUAAAGCUGCAACCAACCCUCCACUAGUAAAUACAGCAUAGGCACAUCAAUGAAAUUGUUCCUUAGUUUAUUGUAAAGCCAUGACAGACGGAGAGGAAAUAAAUCACACUGCCUUGAAAUCUGUUUACAGACUCAGAGAGAAAAACCAUUGAGCUCUGAUCUUGUCAGAUUGAGUUAUUGAUUGUGUGCGAAUGUGUGUGUGUACCGCCUUCAAAUCCUGCAUGUGUGUGUUAACGUAUACUUGCAUCUGUACUGUGCACCAACUGUAUGUAUAUCCAUACAUGCAUCUAAGCUUCCCUCGCUUUACUGUAUGUGUGCGUGGUUGAUGACAAGUGAUAGUUUUUCAUAGAGUGAACGAUGAGUCUGAAUGUGCAUGUGACAUUAGCCAGUGUUCAAUUGUACAAAGUGUGAAGAAGUGAUAGUCCACCGAGCCUCCUGCAGUGAGGAGAAUUGAAGGAGCAUUGAAUUUUUUCAUCACACCAUUUUCUUGAAGAGGUGAAGCCGCAAGGAGUUCUUCAAUCUAUCACUGCAAACUGUAGUGAAAUCAAUCACAAAGCCAACAGGCCUCUUUACAGUGGCUUUCAUAGUCUCGCUGAAACCAAAGAGACUGAUCGACAGACUCAUAAAGGCCUAGGACGCAGAGCCUCUUAACUGUCAACUCUGCCCGUCCAUUUGUCAGUGUUAUUCUCUUUUCAAUAUACUGUGUAUUCUCUUUUUACUAUCAGUAUUCUAUCGAGCGGUGUGUAAAGUAUGAUUUGUUGUCUUGUUUUUAUUUUGUGUACCAACACUUGUGUUCCUUUUAUGUGCCAAAGAAUUCCAUUUCAUAUCUUACUAAAAUAUGUACUUCUGUGUUCAUAAAAUUUGAUCCAGGUUGUACAGAACAUGUUGAAAGGCUAUGACUGUUAUAAAGAAGCAUCUUGUCACCCUAAUCUGUUGUUUUCUGUCCUGUAAAUGCAGUUUUUUACUGACAAAUACAAAAGUAAACUACAAUAUUUUGUAGUCAAACUUGAACAAAGCAAAAUAUUCUGAUAUAUAAAUGGGAUGUCUUGCAUUAAUUUCUCCUUUCAGUCCAUUUUUUAUAUAUUUUCAUUGCUAACAUUCCAAUGUGACUGUUUCAUUUUACUAGCACCCUGUAGUUUGAACGGAAUAAACAUGAAAAAAGUGAAAAAUGAAUAACUUUUAAAGAAUUGUCA
Molecule: messenger RNA, 3022 nt
Organism: Centropristis striata (black sea bass)
Lineage: Eukaryota; Metazoa; Chordata; Actinopteri; Perciformes; Serranidae
Gene: cd34
Product: CD34 molecule
Exons: 10
Coding region: 337-1305 (322 amino acids)
Biological process (GO): cell adhesion
Cellular component (GO): membrane
Source: RefSeq, a predicted model, not a curated record